CGGUUCUGCUCGGGGCGCUCUCGUUUUCUUCUGGUUGCUUUCUCUGCUUUGUGCGUCUUUUUCCCUUUGUUUUUUCUUUUCUUGCGUUCUCCGCUCGAGCUGUUAGCGCCGCUCCGUUUUGUGGCAGCGCUGAGCAGGGCGCGCUCCCUCAGCGGCUGUGCCGUUGUUGUGCGGCCCUCCGGCUGGAAGGAAAACACGGGAAACGUUUCGUCUUGUGUUAAGGGGGGUAAUUAAAGGUUCGGUCGUUGCUUUCUGUAGAAGCCUCCUACGUGAGCUGUUAUCACGACCUUAGUGACGGCUUUGUCUCCUGCUUGGUCGUGCUGUGUUGGGUUCUAACGACGUGCCAGAAGUGAGACAACUGGCAGAAACCUUCACUCUAGUGCACGUGUCUAGAGAGACUGCUGUUGAGAUUGGAAAACUCCAUGCGCGCUCAGAGCUGUGGCUCAUUACAGACUCCGGCUGUCCUUGAAAACAGACUUUUAUUUUGGAGGAAGGGUUCUUGUGGUCUAAAGCAAGAUGAGACAUCGAGGACAAACCUGCAGACCUGAGUCAUAUUUCUGUUUUCACCAGAGAGUUUAGGUGUAGGACAGUGUGCUGUUCCUUCUGAUUGACUUAUGUGUGUGAGAAUAUAACCCGUGAUUAAUAAGAAGUAACUUUGUUACUGGCAACGUAUUCCAUGGAUUCCUCUGUUACCUUUAGCUGCUUUAUUUGAGUAAUUAACUUCUUAUAGAAUACCACUGUAAUAAGCAAUUUUUAAUUGCUGUUGCUUGGUUACUGGUGGGGAAUUACUCUUCUGGCCAGUACCGUGCUGGCUUUUUAACUGAGACAGAUGUUCCAAAGAGUGGAUAUUUUUUAGACUUACCUGUCCUCAAACAAUAGUAGUAAAAACUACAUUACGUUUACUAUUGAUUUUUCUAGGAGUGAGGGGAAAAAAUUGAAUAAAAGGAGUUUCCAGGAAAUAGAAUAUAAUGUUCCAGCACUUCGGUAUCAAGUCAUUUGAAGAAGUUGUAGCUGCUAUAAGAGUAUCACGUUAAAACAUUUUUUAUGUAAUCCCCAGAUGAAGGAAUUGGAAAAAACUCUUCUGUUAGUUUCCUUCCUGCAGGCAAAAAAGUUAUGUUCUUUCAGGAAGUUGAAAGGGAGCUGAAUUCCAUCUAGCACUUAACCUUGGGCUGCAGUGCUGUAUGUUGAUUGUAGUGUUGGCUGAAGGCUGAAUAACAGGAAGUCCAGAAGAGUUCAGCUUGCCUCACUAACAGUAAUGCAGUUGUAGUAUGACUGUGUGAUGCUGAACAGCUUCUGUAUUGCUGUGUAAGUUGUUUGAAAAUACACCUACGUUUUGUCAGAACGUGUAGAUGUGUCCUUAGGAAUAUACUGAAUUUGUCUCUUUAUUGUGGGCUUCAUGCCUUUGUGAAAAUUCUAGGCUCCUGUGUUGAUCUUAAACAUUUCCAUUUCAAGAGCCUGGUGGCUAUGACCGUGUCUGCCUUCCCAUCUUCUCUUAGUGCCUCGUGACUCAUCGCCAACCACGGCGGGAUCCAUCAAGCCCACGCUCUGCAGGGUCGUCAUCUACCUACAGAAAGAGAUGUCGGGGGACACGUGUCUAACCACCACCCUUUGCCCAGCUGUGGGACCCAAGCCUAAAACUUGCAGCUUCAAAGUCGGCAGCCUUGGUAACAAGUACGUGCGACUGAAUGUUGGGGGCUCCCUGUAUUACACUACAGUGCAAGUCCUGACCAGGCACGACACGAUGUUGAAGGCCAUGUUCAGCGGCAGAAUGGAAGUUCUCACAGAUAAGGAAGGCUGGAUCCUUAUAGACCGUUGUGGGAAGCACUUUGGAACCAUUUUAAACUAUCUCCGAGAUGACACAAUUGCACUUCCAAAACACAGACAGGAGAUCAAGGAGUUGAUGGCAGAAGCCAAGUAUUAUCUCAUUCAGGGCUUAGUUGAUAUGUGCCAAGCAGCUCUGCAGGACAAGAAAGACUUGUAUGAACCUGUCUGUAACAUCCCUAUUAUUACAUCUCCUAAAGAAGAAGAAAGACUGAUAGAAUCCUCAAUGAAACCCGUUGUUAAGCUGCUGUAUAAUAGAAGCAACAACAAAUAUUCUUACACCAGUAAUUCAGAUGACAACUUACUGAAGAACAUAGAACUGUUUGACAAACUUUCUCUCCGAUUCAAUGGCAGAGUUCUUUUCAUUAAGGAUGUCAUAGGUGAUGAAAUCUGCUGCUGGUCUUUCUAUGGACAGGGUCGGAAACUUGCUGAAGUCUGUUGUACCUCUAUAGUGUAUGCCACAGAGAAGAAGCAAACCAAGGUUGAAUUCCCUGAGGCACGUAUUUACGAGGAAACUCUAAACGUCUUACUGUAUGAAACACCACGAGUUCCUGAUAACUCUCUGCUGGAGGCAACCAGCAGGAGCCGAAGCCAGGCCUCUCAUAGCGAGGAUGAUGAUGGUUUUGAACUUCGUGACCGCGUGCGCCGAAUCCACGUGAAGAGAUACAGCACCUACGAUGACCGUCAGCUUGGCCACUAGCAUGUCGGUCGAGGAGAGAGGGGUUGGUUUCAGGGCUUGUAUCGAUAUUCUUUGACGGAGAUCAGGAAGUAGGGAGGGAUCAGUUGGACUCUGGACUGAUUUCAUUUGGCUUCUUGUCUCUCCAGAGAAGCAAAAGGGCAUUUAUGCACACAAAGCAACACUAAAGGCCAAGGGCUUUAAGGACUAAGAUGUUUGUUUUGCACCAUGUGCUUUAAACACAGACUGGCCCCUUUUUCAUGCAACAUGAGAAAUGGAUUCCAAAACACUGAUUGUGACCAUUUGUGGUUGCUCUUUUAUAUCUAAUGAUGUGUACAUAUCUUACUUCCUGUGGGAAGUAUUGCUUUUCCUGAAUGAGACGGAGGGAUUUGAAAGUAUUUUUUUCAGUUACCUCUCCUUUUAGGGUUUGAUGUAAUGGAACUUCCAGUUCUUAAAUCAAAAUACUGAAGAGGGAGUGGAAAGACCUCAAACAUGACUACUUCUAUGAAACACUACAACUGAUAACCCCUGGAGGAGACAGUUAGCUAUCCACUAGUAAGAUGCACUGCAUAUGUGGUUUCUUCCACCUAUUUUUCCUUUAUGCACAUACAGCAACUUGUGUUCCAGUGUAGUUGUAUGUAAAACUCAUUAAUUCUAAGGCAUGCUUUUCUGAGAAGUCAAAUUGUCAAAAAAAUCUCCCCCUGUGAAAAAUAAGAAAUAUCUGAAAAUUUAAAUACAUACAGAAUGACAUAUCAUGGGAGCUGGAAAAAAUAGAUAUGGUGAAGGAGUAAAGUUUAUCAAAUAAGAAAACUUUAACAAUAGACUGUGGUAGGGAUCGCAUUGUUCAGGACUUUGAUAGUGUGAUCCUGUUCAUCUAAACAAUGGCAACCUGUAGAAAUAUGUGAUUUUUUUUUUAUUAGUUUCCCCCCUUGGCCCAAAAGUGUUACUUGAUGUUAAAUUUCUCCAGCAACAGGGGAAAAAAACACAGUGGCUGGAAAAGUGCAAACUACACAGUUUUAAUGCUACAUAAUAUUAAUGUAGUGAAGAGUGAGUUUAAAUUUUGUGUUCUGAAUCACUUCUAGAGCAUAGAAGUUGAAGAAUAAUCAUAAAAACUUUGUUCUGGCACACAGGAGGCCUUGGACAGAGGAAAGAGAUGGUAAGCUGAAAUAUAAGCUUUAUUCUGAGUGCUUGAUUGGAUGCUAAUUUCAGAGGAGUGUUCAGAAGAUUGGAGUGCCAGCUGUUUUGCACAUUGGGUCUCUAGAAAAACUUUGAUGUUUAGUAUGAAAAGUUGCUAAUUUCUUUUUAACUGUUUGAUUGUAUGUUUCAAAUGUAGGUUGCAGAUUCAAAUUUUACCACUGUUACAAGAGGUUAUUAUUUGAAGGUUGCUCACUGACACGUAUGGACAUGUGUCAGUGGCUUAGCGCGCUCCACCACUGCUUUUAUUUCCUUAUAUUUUAUGUGAAGGUGGAAGCCUCAGAUUCCAUGAUGGUUAGUCUUGAACUCCUUUGACCAGUGCCAAAAUUACAUAGAAGUUUUAAAGCAAAUUAAUGCAAAAGCCAAAUAAAUGAAGUAAAGUCAUAACUAAAAUUAAGAGAGAUUAUUAAAAUAAAAAAGGGGGGGAGGGAACAAAACAGUGAUUUCCACUCAAUUAGGCUUUUGAAAAUGUAACUAUUGAGGCUUUGUAAAAUGACACUAAUGGCUGCAAAAUGUGGGAGGUUUAUUGCCUAACUGGGCCUCUACAUGAAAGGCACUUACUUUCCUCACAUUUGGGAAAUAAGUUGCCUUAGUAAUGAACUUUUCUUUUUAUAUUGCUUUCUUCUAGUUUUUUCUCAGCUGUUUUUUUUUUAUUAUUAUUUUGUGCCAGGAAAAAUACAUUUGCUGAGAUCAGUUUUCACUAAAACUUUUGUUUUUAAUUGUGAUAAAGUGUGGUGUGGAUUUUCUUUUUCAGUUGAUUUUUCUUCACUGAUACUAUUUAAAUUAAAUCAUGGUGGGUGCUUUGAAGCCACUGGUGGAGACUGUAGUGAAAUGGUCUUUUUUGCUUUACUUGAUAGCUUCAGUUUAGUCUCGUACUCUUUUGUUUUUCCAUUGUGUAACAAAUAAGUCUGCCAUUUAAAAAUUCAUAUGUAUGGCAUCUGUAUUUCUUGGCAAAUGAUUUUUUUUUUUUCAUGUUACUGUCACAGUGGAUGUUAGCAGAUUAAGUAAGUGACGUGGGUAGCUUUGCACAACUGUUCAGAGAAGUUAUGAGCAGAAAAAUGACAAAGUGUGAAAGACAGAGUGUCUGAUCAGUCUGCUGGUUCAGAUGCUUCGAUUGGUCGUUCACAUCUAUGCUCACAAUAUUCCUUAAGAGGACUGAUUCAUGUUGUGGAGUUCUUACUAUGCUGUAAGAAGCGGUGGGGGGAAAAAAAGCUUCUGCAUUGAUUCAGCCAGUUUUCUUUUCCUUGUAUCCCAUAGCAACAAUUAGUUUUGUCUAUUUAAAAGAGUUUUAAAACCAUGGUCUCGGUGUUUGUCCUGAUAAGGUUUUCAGGAUGUGGCUGAGAAGAUCCCAGGUGAAUAGCUGUGGCUGGAUUUCACUAACAGUCCAGUAGUUCCCUCCACUGGUGGACAGAUCAGGAAUUGGAAAGCAUCAGGAAAUUCACUGGUAGGCGUGUUCUGGGAUGUCUGCACACCACUAAAUGAUAGUGCUAGUAGAGAUUCCCAUCCUAGGCACAGCUGCUGUACUCAUUUUUCUGACAAAACCUGAAUGCCCUGGGUUGUUUCUUACAUAAUUGCAUAAUUUACAUGACAGCUCAGUAAUUGUAAAUGUAGACAUGGAUUCUGCCAUCACUUACAGAGUUCAAUGGUUAAACUUUUUUUUUUGUGCAAGUGGUACAAACUAAUUUAUUUUCUCUUAGGAAGAGUCCUGCUUAUCUGAAACUGUUCCAGGGUGGAAUGUUAACUGAAUGUUCUUUCCACCAAAAUCAUGACAGUACAAUCUGACUGCUAAGCUCUGGUAAUUUUUAACACUGCAGUUUUGACAUAAUGUGCACUUUGUAAUUCUCAUCAUAAUUUGCUUUCGAGGUAAAGGAUAUCAGUUUUGACUUACAUACAUAUUCCUACAUAUUUUUAUAACCUGGUAUAAUGGAAAAAAAGCAGCACUGAAAAGGGUGAUGCAGCAUUCACUUGUUUGCAGUAAGCUGACCCUUUCUAGAGCAAACAGCUGUGCUUCCUAAGAAUCUUUUCUGCUGGCUUUAAGUAUCACAUUAUCAUUUCUAAUUAUAUGCAUUUCUGUCUGCUAAUUAAGAGUAAUGGCUUCCUAUAUAGAAUAUCAACAUUGGAUGUAUUUACUGAUGUGACUGAAUUUAAAGUAGCCAUUAGGAGGAAGAAGUACCUCCUAGCCUCAUUUGUAACUUUACUUUCUUCGCUUCUGAAUUUAAGUGAACUUCUGUGCAUUCAAACAUUAUAUUAGCAGACUGAAAGAACGAAUGGAAAACAUUAACUGACAUUUAUACACAAGCAAAGUAAUAAAGUCUUACACGAUUCUCUAAUGGGGUCCUAAUAUAAUGAAAAACAACCUCAGCUUUUCUGCAGAGAAGGAGCCUCGGUGCCUUGAGUGAAUGUCUUAUGCUAAACAGUUCUUCAAUAUUGGUGUUAAUUAGGCAGUAAUGCCAAAAUAGAGAGCUCUGCAGGGCAGCAGCCUCCAACUGCUUGAUAAAUGCCAAGGCAAAAUUAAAUGCUUAACCUUCACUUUGACAUUUAGUUUUUGGAACAGGAAACAUCUAUCCUACUGUAACAUUCCAGUGACUUCACAUCUCUUACAAUUUUUGGUUAAAAAUUAAAAACAAACAAACAAAAAGACCUGACCCAAGCUUGGAGGGCAUUGAAAAGACUGAUAGUAUGGUAUUUCACUGCCUUCAGCCUGAAGCAGGCAAUGCUUUUCUUUUCUGUAUUUUAAAUUUUCAGACAUAAUUCAUUUUUAGAAAUGCUGGUGAAGUAUAAUUUAGAUUAUAACCUGUGACAAUCCUUGCUGUUAAACCUUUGUGGACAGAUUUCACAUUGUGCAUUGUUAGGACGACUGAAAUCCUGUUAAGAGAUGAGGGAACAUGACCUCUGUUUCCAGCUUUGCCACUAAUGUGGUGACACAGACUGCAAGUCAAUUUUUCUGCAUGUGAAUUUUUACUCAUCUGUAAUAAAAUGGGGUAAGACUCUCCCCUACUUCAGAGGGAUGUUGAAGCUUAGUUUGUUUCAUAACAACAGAGCACUUUGGAUUUCUACAUUUUGUAUUUGGAGGAUAGUAAAUGUGAUUGCUGUUUAAACUGAUGUUCUGCAAUCAAGGUGUUUUCUUAUGGCAUCAGGCUUAAUUUUCUUUUUGUCUAACUUUUAAAGGUCAGGCAUGAAUAAAAUAAUGCAGUUAACCGUAUUAACUAUUGAAUAAGGUGUUUUCUCUGUUAUCAACAAGAUAAAUAGAAUGCAGGUUUCUAAUAAAGCAUUAUAUUUUA
This is a messenger RNA of Meleagris gallopavo (turkey), 6972 nucleotides long. Lineage: Eukaryota; Metazoa; Chordata; Aves; Galliformes; Phasianidae. The record is from RefSeq and is a predicted model, not a curated record.